CCGCCCAGGGACGCCGGCCCCCCCCCGGUUGCCUAGGCGACGAGGAGCCGCGUCUCUCCCGCGAGAUCAUGGCGGCGUCGCUGGGAACCAUUCCCGGGGGAGCGACCCCUUCGGGGGCAACCCCGGCGGGAACCACGCCCGAGUCGGAGAGAAAUGCCGAAUUCCAAGAGCAUGAAAAGAUUCUGUCUCCAGAUUUUCUUUCAGUUUCCCAGAUCACUGAUAUGCUGACAGAGGACGCAGAUGGAGUUCAAGAAAAAUUGGGAGCAUUUUUAAACUUCAAAAAUCUUCAGACUUGUUUAAAGGAUGCCAUUAUACUAGAUUAUUAUGUUUCUGGAUUUUUGUGGGCUAGAGGAAUGAACUUUUCUAUUGUUCAACAUUCAAAAUUUAUGACUUUACUAGAUAUGUUACUUCAUAAUCUUAGGACACUACAUAUGUCCUUGGAGGACAGUAUAAAAUGGCUUGGGGAAGUUAUGGCUGAAAUAGGACCAACCCACAUACAAAAACCUGAAGAAUGGAUUAUCUUUGAUGUAAAGCAAGCCAAUGCUAUCAUUGAUUACUUAAAAAUCAGCUUAUUUCAACACUACAAACUAUAUGAGUUUAUGUUCUAUUCUGCCAGGGAAGAAAUCGUGAUAGGAACUGAGGAAGUGAUAGAGGUUGUCAAGCCUGCAAGUAGCCCUUUUCCAGAUCCUCUGGAAGAAGGAAUCUCAUUUGAGAUUUAUUCAAAAUUCAUAGAGCCACCCCUAACAAUGGAUACAGAAAUGAAGGGGCUGGAUCAAGAACAAGCCUCUGAGGAGUCCCAGUCAGAAACUGACACUUCAGACAUGGAUCUUUUAGCUGGUUUCACCAUUGAAGAUAUAAAAUCAGUGCUGGAUCAAGUCACAGAUGACAUUUUUACCAGUAUUCAGGGAGGAGUCGACUGUUGCUGUUCUCUGCUACAUUAACAUUCCCGAGGACCACCCCUUCUUUUCCUUAGAAGAGGAUGUUUUAUUGUCAUGAGCCUCCAAAUUACUGGCGAAGGGAGAAUCUGACAUAUGUUCCUGGUCAUGGGGGCUCAAGGGAGGACAGGCGCAACAUACUCAAUCGAUUAGCCAAAAGGAACAGGCUUUGAUGUCAGGGCACAUUUCCAAAUUUCAUUUAAGACUCAAACGAUCUGGGGGAAAUCAAAGUUCUCAAUCAGAAUUUCUGUCCCACUCCUUCGGGUGUAGACAUGACCAGAGGAACCUGUGUUAACUAUUUGUGUUGAUCACUCACUCUAAGAAUGUGCUCCUUUUCUCCACCCGUUCAACCUGAGGCCUCUUAAGAAGAUGGAGAGCUUCAUUCAUCAUUUUCUUCUUGCCACGUGCAUUUCUUCCUUCUUGGUCAUGUGUGUUAAGGAAAUGCAGCUUAGCAUUGCCGAAGAGACAUUGUUUUGUAGCAGCUCUCUCCUUGGCAUGGCCUCCUAAGAAGGUCUGAUUAUUAAAGUGUUACAGUCACACCCUAUGUUUUGUACCCCCUCUAAAUCAGCUGAAGACUGGAUUGGAAUUGGGAAAGGAACUGA
Molecule: messenger RNA, 1537 nt
Organism: Tupaia belangeri chinensis (Chinese tree shrew)
Lineage: Eukaryota; Metazoa; Chordata; Mammalia; Scandentia; Tupaiidae
Gene: CABCOCO1
Product: ciliary associated calcium binding coiled-coil 1
Exons: 8
Coding region: 69-941 (290 amino acids)
Source: RefSeq, a predicted model, not a curated record